CCCGGAAGCAGAGGAAUAGGUGUUUUGGAAAUUUUCCACAGGCCUGCUCUUUUUCUCGCUUAUCAAAUCAACCUUUCCCACCGUUUUUGUUUAGUCUGGCUGGAGAGAAUGUUGCCGAGAACAUAUAUCUUCUCCCAUAAUGAUGGGCCAUCUAGUCCUUUAUUCCAGCACAUUCUACCUUACGAUGUGUCGCAGCAACAAAGAAUUGAAGCCCAUCUGAAUUCAACCAAUAACUUUAUGGGUCCACCAAUGAACGCUCCCCACUUCAUUCCCACUUACCAAUGGACACCAAUGGAGCUGCCUGAUGUUGCUUGCAGUCCAAUUGGACCGAUGGGAAACAAUAGAAAGAGAACAAUACAAGAUAACACUGAUUUUGAACUAAAGAGGCAGCGCUUCAGUUGUCCAAGUCCUCACAACCAGCCUGAUAGAAACACCAACUUUAACUCACAGCCAGUGACAAGACCAGUGACGGGCAGAGAGGUUACAUGCCCUACAUGCUCAUCUGCCACGUUUAUACCAGGAGGCUGUGUGCCGUCUCUGGGAGAGACAUGCCAUCAGAAUGCUUUUUCACCAUCAUCAGUCAAAGAUAAGCUGAGUCAGCAGAUUCUCAACUUGCUUUUUGCUUGUGAGCAGCAGUCUGAUGAUCUGGAGAAGAAGGAGAGCUGCCGAGCAGCGCUGCAGAAUGACAUAAAGAGAAUUUUCCCAUGUGCAAAAGUCUUCUUGGGCGGCUCAUCUUUGAAUGGCUUUGGUAGUCGCAGCAGUGAUGCUGAUCUUUGUCUUAUCAUUCAAGAGGGCCCUGUAAACCACAGGAAAGAUGCUGUGUACGUUCUUAGUCUUGUGCGAAAAUUGCUUUACAAACUAUCUUACAUUGAGAAGCCGCAGCUCAUCAGAGCCAAAGUGCCCAUUGUGAAAUUCAGGAACAGCAUCAGUGGUGUGGAGUUUGAUUUGAACUUUAACAACACUGUUGGGAUCAGAAACACCUUCUUACUGCGGACCUACGCCUUUGUUGAAAAACGUGUUCGUCCAAUCGUCCUUGUUGUAAAGAAAUGGGCAAAUCACCACUGCAUCAAUGAUGCCAGCCGAGGAACGCUGAGCAGCUACACACUGGUUCUUAUGGUCCUACAUUACCUUCAGACUCUUCCUGACCCAGUCAUACCAUGCCUUCAAAGGGAUUACCCUACUUGCUUUGACCCUAGGAUGGACAUUCAUCUUGUGCCAAAUGGACCAAGCGAUAUACCUGCUUUUGUGUCUAGAAACAAGUCGUCACUGGGAGACUUGUUCUUAGGUUUCCUGAGAUACUACGCCACUGUUUUCAAAUGGGACAAGCAAGUGAUCUCUGUGCGGACGGCAAAAGCUCUGCCCAAAAGCGGUUUCAAAGAAUGGAAAGACAAGUUCAUCUGUGUAGAAGAACCAUUUAAUCGUACCAACACAGCCAGAGCCGUCCAUGAGAGGAUGAAGUUUGAAGCCAUUAAAGCUGCAUUCAUUGAGUCCUACCGGCUUCUGCAGCUCAGAAAAGAUCUCAACUUCAUCCUUCCCAAGACCAAACGGAUGGCAAGACCUCAAACUGCCCACAGAUAAAUCAGUGGAUUAAACCUGGAGUCUUCAGUUGCUGUUUGUACAUUGUGAGAAGAAUAGCAUUACCUGUUACAUAAAGUGUUUGGGUAUGUUGGACCUUUGGGAAUGUGUUGAAUUAAAUCCACUGAGCUGACAAGGGUUGUAAUCUGGUCAUCUCUGAGCAUGAGUAUGUGUGAAAUGUUCAUGUAACACUAAGCAAUAUCUUUUGCCCAUAUGGUACACAGUCUGCAUUUAGGAGACAGAGACUAGUUUUUUGUUGCAAAUAGACUGAUUUUGUGGUUUAUUAGCCAAUAUAACCUUUUUCCUGAAAUGAUAGCGAAACAGCAACAUGAAAAAUCCAUUAAUAUUUCUUUAAUCAGACAUAAAGUUCCUGUUCAUUUUCCUUAAAAAUAAAAAAUGGUAAAUACAAAUGUUUUUCUGGCAGAUGACUACUUUUACCUAAACAUUUUCUGUGAUCUGUUUUCUAUUUGUUUUGUCAUGUUUUGUACAGUCUUUUAAACGUUUAUUUAAAUGAUUAAAAUGUUACUAUGGAAUCCUA
This is a messenger RNA of Danio aesculapii, 2113 nucleotides long. It is a transcript of the gene tent2, whose product is annotated as terminal nucleotidyltransferase 2. The coding region runs from base 109 to 1578 and encodes 489 amino acids. The record is from RefSeq and is a predicted model, not a curated record. The transcript is spliced from 15 exons. Gene Ontology annotation, cellular component: cytosol. NCBI's taxonomy places the organism in Eukaryota, Metazoa, Chordata, Actinopteri, Cypriniformes, Danionidae. Gene Ontology annotation, molecular function: poly(A) RNA polymerase activity.